Molecule: messenger RNA, 207 nt
Organism: Spirometra erinaceieuropaei
Lineage: Eukaryota; Metazoa; Platyhelminthes; Cestoda; Diphyllobothriidea; Diphyllobothriidae
Source: the annotation of a GenBank genome assembly
AUGCCUCCCACCCUCCGGAGAGCCAAAUCUGCCACCGUCGUCAGUGUCUACGCCUCAAUAAGGACCAACUCCGACGAGGCGAAGACUAAGUUCUACAAAGACCUGCACACCCUUCUGGCGUCUGUGCCGAAGGCGGACAAGCAGGUUGUUCUUGAUGACUUCAACGCCCACAUCGUGACAGACUGCGCUGUCUGGGAGGAGUGCUGA